Messenger RNA from Labrus bergylta (ballan wrasse), 15889 nucleotides. The record is from RefSeq and is a predicted model, not a curated record. Lineage: Eukaryota; Metazoa; Chordata; Actinopteri; Labriformes; Labridae.
AUGGCAUUUCUCCAUCAGCUGAGACUCCUUCUCUGGAAGAAUGGACUGGCAGUCAUCAGACAGCCGUUAUGGUCCCUGACUCUGAUCACUUGGCCUCUGGUCAUCUUCAUCAUUAUCGCUGUUACCCGACACCAGUUCCCCCCAAUCGUAAGGCAAACAUGUUUUGUGGGACCCCGAAACCUUCCCAGCACAGGCUUCUUCCCCUUCCUGGAGACUCUCAUGUGCAACACGGACAGCAACUGUCACAACACAUCACGUCUUGUCGACCCAGCUGCAUCAAAGUCAAGUCAGAAAUCCAGACGGAGUAAAAGUUUCCCACCAGCACACCUGAUGAACAGGGGAGAAUUAUUCAACUUUGAUUCCACUUUUGAUCCAAAAAGUGCUACUGCUGCUGUGGUUGAGGUCUUGAGCAACAUUGUGGGUUCGUCUCGCAAAGGAAGAGAGAAUAAAGCCACUUUCAUGAACAUCAAUGAGACUCUUCUGGACCAUAAUGAGACCUUACACACAAUGCUGGAGUCAGCAAACAUGCUGAAGAGAGCCAUCUGCGCCGUGACGCUCCCCAUGAUAAACAACGAGGCAUCAAGCCCCCUUUCUUUUGCCAUUGUCACUUUCUGCAAGUCCAAUGAAACUGUGUUUGAAGUGUCACUCAACACACUCAACCAGAUACUGAUGGAUCUGAUGCUGAGUAAACCAGAUGAGAUGGCGACAUUUGCUGGGAUGGCCGUUGUGCUCUUUGAUCAACUACAGAAUCAGACAUCGCUGUGGGAAAGCCUUUUAGAUCUUCCUCAGCUCUUCUCAUCUGGUUCUAUUGACCAAGUACUACACAGCACAGAGACCCUACUCGCCAACUUACAGGGUGCCAUGCACGCCAUCCAGAGCAAAUAUCCAGAAGCAGAUGCCCCACUUUCUGUUGUGAAGCUGAUGCUCGUAGUUGGCCUCAAAACCAUCCACUAUGCUCUAGAUUGGCCGGGAAAAGAGGUGUCCAUUCAUCUGGGAGAGAUUGUCAAGUUGCAGAAUGACUCGUUAAGUGAAACGGUGAAACAAAUUCUACAGGAGGUUGAAAUACCACUGGACAAGGCCAUUGCCCUCACCAUGGACAGUGACAUGUUGCAUGAGCAUGUGUGCAACAACAGCGCUAACUCAUUGUGGCUAAAAGCAGCGUGCAGUACUGGCACCGUGCAUAUGCUUCUUGGCUGGAUCGAUUCUGACAAGGCAGCAAAGCAGGUUCUCCUGGCAUGGAGUAAGCAUGUUGCUCCGCAUGACAUUCACUUUGCCAAAUGGCUGCUGCACUCACUGAUGGAAGGAUCUAUCCAAGGAGAACCGGACAGCUUCCAAACUCCAAGGACCCGGCGUAGCAUAGAAGCACAGCCACAAAACAUUGAGGAAGAGCUGUUUUUGGAAGUUGGUGAAGUGAUACUGGAAAUCAUACAAUUGGUGCCUGAGGUGGACAUGCUGGUCCAUAGCAUGCUUAGAUCUGGCUUCCAGUCCAUGAAAAUAGCAACACUGACCCUUGAAAUUGUUGACGAAAUAAUGGCCAGUUUCCUGAAAGAUGUGGAUCAACUCCAACAAACGUAUCUAACAUUGCUGACAAACCAGUCCGAGGCAAGCCUGUGGUUAGGUCAUGUCGUGGACAGUGUAAAGCAGGGGGUGAUGAUGAUUACGGCAUCUGAGCCUCCAACAUGUGAGGAUGUGUUUGGUACCUUCGAGUGGCUCUUCAACACGGAAUCUGUAACAGUCGAGGUGUGGAGGUCAAUGAUCUGCGAGAGCGGCUCCAACCUAGAACAGGUUCUACUGUUGGGCCUGAUGCCACUUGUUGAAUCAGCACAAGACUUUAACAGCACCCUCAUGGGCAACACAGACUACAAUGUAACACUUCCCAUGGUUCUCUCUCAGUGGCAAAAGUUGAACAACAACAGCAUGCAAUUUGGAAUGUUUGUGGACAGGUUCACAGAGGAGCUGGGUGGAGCAUACUGGGUGAACUGGAUGCCUGACAACAGCACUCACAAUGUGACUUGGAGUCUUCAACAAAGUGUUUUUUUGGUUCUGGUGAAUGUGGGAGGACAUAUUGAAAAGAGUCAACUAUGGCACCAGGCAAAGGACUAUUUCUACAUGGUUAACUGGGUCUUGAACUACAGGCCAGAUCACCAGGUCACUACUCAGCCCCCAAACUGUUCUGUGGACAUCUCCAGCUCCACCAUUAAUUGUAACACUGAAACUGGUUUUAACUGGCCGCAGUUUGUUACAUCAAUGACUCAGACACUGAUGUCACCAAACCAAGACAUCCUGGUGAACUUUGUCAAGAAGAUCACAGUUCUUCCUGAUGAAAACAUUGCUGACUCAGACAUCAUGGAUCCCCUUGUCAGUAACUUGUUACAGUCCACUGGUCUGACCCAUCUGCUGCCUCUGCUCUACAACGAUGGUCCCAUCAAUGUCUCUACAGUGCUCGGUGUUGCAACCAAACUUAUUAGACAAAACCAGAACAUUUUUACCUUCAAUGAGACAGAUCCAACAAUGCAUCAACUGGAGCGAUUGAUAAUGCAGUUUCUCUCCAUUGAGGGUAACCUCACCAUGUCCCUCUCCAACCUCAUGGGACACAAAGUGGUAACCUAUGCAGGCUACUUCCACCCUGAUGAUGUAGCACAUUUCAUCAAAGCCAUCCGACCUUUCAUCAACCAGACCUCACCAGGCAUUGUAGAGACCAUCCUCAGAGCCAUGGAGCUUCUGAAGACACUGACAGAAUCUCCAAACGGUGACCCAACAAACAUUAUUCUUGGGUACAUACGCCAGCUUCAAGAUUUCAUCAUGUCUCUGUUUAGAUUGGGAAGAGUCCAACAUUCUCUGUUACCAAAUGGGGAGCUGAGUGCAGCACAAGUCACUGACCUUUACCUCAUUUCCAAGGACUUUCUCAAACUCCUCACCCCAGAGGGCCUUCAGGGCCUGAUUGAUGCAGGACCAGAUGCUGCGCAGGACAAUAUUGCACAGAAACUUAUUGCAUUUCUACCAGCUGAGGUCCAUCAGGAUGCUGCUCUCUUUUUCCAGGAUUUCAAAGCUCUUCAGCGUCAUUUAGCCAAAUGUGCAGCAGGUCAUGACUGUUUGAAUGGAAUCUCAGAAAUCUUCAAGUUCCUCAAUCAGAUACUAGACAUGGUGCUUUUGGCCAAUGGUGAUGUCAACAUCCAAAUAGCCUUGCCUAACCUUUUCCCGAUGGAUCAGGAAUAUGAGGAAAUCGUGUCCAUAAUGUUCCCACUCCUUCUGUCCUCAAAUGAUGCUGCCUAUGUAAAAACAUUCAAACAGGCUCUUCACUUUAUCAAACUGGUCAUGGCUACACCAAAUAUUACCAUCUCUGAUGUCCAGAAUGCCCUGCAGCAGUCAAACCUUACUCUUGAGGAGUUGAACAAUAUGGUUUCACUAUUUGGAGCUGCCAACAUCAAUGACCUAAUGUCAAAAGUAUUGGAUGUUAUCAAUUCUCAGAAGUGUUUUGAACCCCAGGAAAACCAGAUGGUCACAGCCCAAUGUGUUAUGGGAUUUGUUAACAGUGUCAGUGGUUUCCUAACACACCUGCCUGUUCUCCAAAAUGAGACUGCCUUCCUCUCCCUGAUCCCAUUAAUUGUCAAUAAUACCAUCAGGGAUGUCAUCCAUUUUGACUUUAGCUCCGAUCCUAACAAAGCUGUCCUACACACCCUAAACACAACACUGGCCAACAUCAAGAUGGGCCUCCAGCUAAACCACUUGAACACUCCAGAGAUCAUGAAAGAAAUCACAGUACUGGAAGAUCUGAUAAAACUUGCCGCUAACCAAGAACCAUUCACCAACAUUUUUAACAGCACAUUGACUGAUAACCCAAUGUAUGCUCAGAAAGUCUAUCUGGAAAUUGUGGAUUGGUACUUGCAAAGGUUGGAAAAUAUCACCAGGCACAGCUCACUGUCAGAACUUCUCCAUCCAAUCUUCUACCUCACACAAAUGCAAGUGACCCUGCAGCUGGCACAGACAGACUUUACUCUGUUUGUGAGCAACCAGAUUGAGCAUCUAAUGAACAUCAUCCAGCACCCAAUAGAUGGUGCAGGAGUGACAAAAAUUUGCCAAACAGCAUUCGAGAUGUUCCAUAGUCUUUUCAAUCUCAUAAAGGGCAACCUAGAGUUUCAGAAUAACCUCCCAGGUAUGGAGCCAUUUUUCAACACAACUGUUCUGCAUGCGGCUGAGCUUCAAAUUAAGCAAUACCUUGACAUCAUACAAAAAUGGAUGAAUCAACCAGAUGUCCCAUUGAUCCUCACUAGCAUGCUCCAAUGGGGAAACCCCAAUAUAACAGCCUCCAUCCCUUUGACCGACCUCCACCACCUGCUGCAGACAAUGGCAAAUUUUUUAAACACUGAACAAUUGGGCUACCAUUCCAUCAUCAGCAAUAUCACCGAGUCCUUGAAAAAUGCCCUACUGGUGGCAGAGCAACCAGGUGGCAUUCAAAGUGACUACUUCAUAGCAGCCAUCUUGGAAGCAGUCCAAAGUUCUAUGCAGAUCCUGAGCGCAACCACCAAUGGCCCACUCCCACAUAUUGAGCAGAACAUCCUGGAAAUUGUGAAUAACUCACUUAAGCUCAUUGUCCAACCAGACAUGAAUUUUGAUUCCUCACGUUUAGUCUCCAUCCAAAUCCUCAAGAACGUUGAGAAUGUCAUCGAAACAAUAUUACCAGAAAUAUCAGAAUACCUACUACCUGCAAUCAAAGUAGCAACCACAUAUUUUGAGAGCAGCCUCAUGGCCAGUGGACCAGACGGCUGGAAUCACAUAAUUUUGAACGAGCUGAUUACAGUCCAGAGCCUCCUGCCGCCAAACAGCACUGCCCAGGCUUACGUUUCAACCCUCAUCAACAUCACUCACUUCUUCCUGGAGUCUGGCCAAGGCAACAUGAGUCUCUGGGCAAUGUUUGAGAAUGCAUCAGCAGAAAAUGUGCCCAUGAUUAUUGGAAAGAUGGGGAAAUUCCUGGGCAUGCUUUGGUCAAUCAUUAUGGGAGGUCCAGCCUCACAUGUAACUGUUUCAUCUCUUCAGGGCUUUGCUCAGCUAGCCCCAAUACUGGAGCAGGUGAUAACUGGAACGGCGGACCAAGUCAUGUGGGAUAAACUUGAAAACACUGAACAAUUGGGCUACCUUUCGUUCAUCAGUAAUAUCACCGAGUCCCUGAAAAAUGCCCUACUGGUGGCAGAGCGACCAGGUGGCAUUCAAAGUGACUACUUCAUAGCAGCCAUCUUGGAAGCAGUCCAAAGUUCUAUGCAGAUCCUGAGCGCAACCACCAAUGGCCCACUCCCACACAUUGAGCAGAACAUCCUGGAAAUUGUGAAUAACUCACUUAAGCUCAUUGUCCAACCAGACAUGAAUUUUGAUUCCUCACGUUUAGUCUUCAUCCAAAUCCUCAAGAACGUUGAGAAUGUCAUCGAAACGAUAUUACCAGAAAUAUCAGAAUACCUACUACCUGCAAUCAAAGUAGCAACCACAUAUUUUGAGAGCAGCCUCAUGGCCAGUGGACCAGACGGCUGGAAUCACAUAAUUUUGAACGAGCUGAUUAAAAUCCAGAGCCUCCUGCCGCCAAACAGCACUGCCCAGGCUUACGUUUCAACCCUCAUCAACAUCACUCACUUCUUCCUAGAGUCUGGCCAAGGCAACAUGAGUCUCUGGGCAAUGUUUGAGAAUGCAUCAGCAGAAAAUGUGCCCAUGAUUAUUGGAAAGAUGGGGAAAUUCCUGGGCAUGCUUUGGUCAAUCAUCACGGGAGGUCCAGCCACUGAACAAUUGGGCUACCUUUCCAUCAUCAGCAAUAUCACUGAGUCCCUGAAAAAUGCCCUACUGGUGGCAGAGCAACCAGGUGGCAUUCAAAGUGACUACUUCAUAGCAGCCAUCUUGGAAGCAGUCCAAAGUUCUAUGCAGAUCCUGAGCGCAACCACCAAUGGCCCACUCCCACACAUUGAGCAGAACAUCCUGGAAAUUGUGAAUAACUCACUUAAGCUCAUUGUCCAACCAGACAUGAAUUUUAAUUCCUCACGUUUAGUCUCCAUCCAAAUCCUCAAGAACGUUGAGAAUGUCAUCGAAACGAUAUUACCAGAAAUAUCAGAAUACCUACUACCUGCAAUCAAAGUAGCAACCACAUAUUUUGAGAGCAGCCUCAUGGCCAGUGGACCAGACGGCUGGAAUCACAUAAUUUUGAACGAGCUGAUUACAGUCCAGAGCCUCCUGCCGCCAAACAGCACUGCCCAGGCUUACGUUUCAACCCUCAUCAACAUCACUCACUUCUUCCUAGAGUUUGGCCAAGGCAACAUGAGUCUCUGGGCAAUGUUUGAGAAUGCAUCAGCAGAAAAUGUGCCCAUGAUUAUUGGAAAGAUGGGGAAAUUCCUGGGCAUGCUUUGGUCAAUCAUCAUGGGAGGUCCAGCCACUGAACAAUUGGGCUACCUUUCCAUCAUCAGCAAUAUCACUGAGUCCCUGAAAAAUGCCCUACUGGUGGCAGAGCGACCAGGUGGCAUUCAAAGUGACUACUUCAUAGCAGCCAUCUUGGAAGCAGUCCAAAGUUCUAUGCAGAUCCUGAGCGCAACCACCAAUGGCCCACUCCCACACAUUGAGCAGAACAUCCUGGAAAUUGUGAAUAACUCACUUAAGCUCAUUGUCCAACCAGACAUGAAUUUUAAUUCCUCACGUUUAGUCUCCAUCCAAAUCCUCAAGAACGUUGAGAAUGUCAUCGAAACGAUAUUACCAGAAAUAUCAGAAUACCUACUACCUGCAAUCAAAGUAGCAACCACAUAUUUUGAGAGCAGCCUCAUGGCCAGUGGACCAGACGGCUGGAAUCACAUAAUUUUGAACGAGCUGAUUACAGUCCAGAGCCUCCUGCCGCCAAACAGCACUGCCCAGGCUUACGUUUCAACCCUCAUCAACAUCACUCACUUCUUCCUACAGUCUGGCCAAGGCAACAUGAGUCUCUGGGCAAUGUUUGAGAAUGCAUCAGCAGAAAAUGUGCCCAUGAUUAUUGGAAAGAUGGGGAAAUUCCUGGGCAUGCUUUGGUCAAUCAUCAUGGGAGGUCCAGCCUCACAUGUAACUGUUUCAUCUCUUGAGGGCUUUGCUCAGCUAGCCCCAAUACUGGAGCAGGUGAUAACUGGAACGGCGGACCAAGUCACGUGGGACAAACUUGAAAACAUAUUAGAAGCCCUACUGUCACUCCUUGAAGGAACAGAGCUGUGGGAGAGUGUCUCAUCUGUUGUCCCCCUCUUUGAGAAAAUCGUAGGAAGUUUGGUGAACAACUUGCAUGCAGAAAAUGUGAUGAUACUUAGCCUUCAGAAGCCCAUGGUGACUCUGAUGAAAGAAAUUGCACAAUCUGUGAACAGCAGUCACUUUAACCUAACUGAAGUCACAGAAAGAAUGCAGGUUGCCAUUGAACACACGGUGCAGGCGGCUCAGCAGGCUAAUAACACAUUGGAGUGCAGUGAUGUUCUCAAAGCAUGGGAUCCUGUAAGAGAGGCAGCGGGCCACGCAAAAAUGGCUGUGUGGUGUAACCUCAACCUGCGGCCUGUUCUAGAAGCCUACAUGGAAGCCCAAGUUGUCUACAGCAACCUGAAUAUGAGUCACAUGAAUAUGGGACCAAUGACAGUGGAUACCACAGCUGAAAGGAUUGCCGAGACUUUACAAUCGGUCUACCAAGUCAGCUUGAACCGCACACAUGUGGCACAGACACUUAUCAUGACUUUCUCAAACCACCUCUCCAUGCUGACAGGACAGCCUCUGAGCCCUGAGGCGCAGCUUCACUGGCAAAAGCAGCUCCAGGAUUUGCAGCUGCUAAACAGUUUGUCUUCGCUCAAGAUGCUCACAGACCAGCUCCUAAUGGUGGCCCCAUCCCUUCAGCCUUUCAUCGAAGCUUUAGAGAAAGCACUACAUCACAUCCUGGACAACUACCAUCAAAUUCAAGACAGCAGUUCAUCUGAGGACAUCUUCAAAGAAGCAGUCAUGAUAUUCCUAAAUAAUUCAAACAUUACAUCAGAGGACAUCUCCUCCAUGAUGCUGGGAAACUUUUCUGAGAUCGAUGUAGCCUCUCUAACUGACAUGAUGAGGCAAGCUGUCAAAUUUCUGAUGGAGAUGUUUGAGGAUGUGCCUGUGGUUUACCAAGGCUUGGAGCAUUUUCUGGCUUCUAAUGACACCGACUUGCUGGUGCAGAAGGUGGCUGAGAUGGUUGCAUGGUUGGCCUCCACUGAGGAGUAUGGAUUGGAUAUGCUGACUGAGGCUCUGGCUGAAAUCUUCCACAUCCUAAGGCCUCUCUUGUCUUCUCUUACCAACAUGAGUAUGGACAUGCCAGCACACAUGGGGCUGUUUGAAGACCUCGCUGAUAACAUUGUAGCAAUGGUGAGGCAGAUAGUGACGACUGGUGGUCUUCUGGGCCCGAAGAACUUCCAUCAUGGCAAGUUUCAGCAGGACAUGACAGGUCUUAACCAUACGAAUGGGGUCAGACGCAAACGGGACGCCCAAUGGAUGCCAGUGAGGAGUCCCAUGGAUGACUUCAUUGACCUUUUCUACAUUGACUACCAUGCCAUGUUCAAAGCCCUCUCUGUCCCCCCGACCACAGAAGACAUACUGGAAACAGUCCACGUUUUCUUUGCAAAUCCUGAUGUAGGUGUUGUGAUAAAGGGAGUUACAAGCGACAUGUCCUGGAACUUGAAUGUUUCUCAGGAAAACACCAUAGACGCUACUAUGGGGAUGCUUUCCUUUUUCACUCUCCCUGGCAUGUUUGAGACGUCAUCAAUGGAACUCCUGCAGAACUCUGCUGAUAUGAUUCCCGAUCACUUUCCGUUCGCCACAAUGCUUCAGAAAAUCAGCAAAGCGCUUGCCAGUGAAUCUCCAGAGAACCUGCUCCUCAUGGAAAAUACCUUCAAAAUCGCUUCUGAGCUCCUCCAGAUCGACCUGACAGACUCCAGAUUCAUAGAGAAACUAGACAACUUGACUGCCCAGGUGUGCUCUGUGGAGAAAACAGAAACUGUGCGCAUGCUGAUGUCGACCUUAGCCAUAGAGCCUGGUCAGCUGUGCUACACCUUGAUGCCCGUCCUGCAGAUCGUGGCGAAGAGCCUCAUGAUGAACUCGACCUCUCUGUCUGAAGCACUAUUUGAGGCCGUUAUCGGAGAUCCAAGCGCCUAUGAUGUCAAUUUCAACUGGACCUCUGUACUGAGUGAGGGUUUGAACUUUAACACCAGCAGCCUGAACUCCCUCAACAUUAACAUCAAACCUCUAGAGGCAACGGUCGGCGAGAUGAUGAGGAAUGAAGCAGCCUUUGUCGAGGACGUUCAGCAAUACAUGGAUUUUGACCCUGCUGCUCUCCAGCUCCUAAUGAACACAACUCUACCAAACAGUUACUUAAUGAUCCUCUCCUGGUUGAUCAAUCUGCGUCACUGCAACUCCAAGUCAUUCGCAACACUGGACGAGGCAGACGUGAAAUUAAUAGAGAUGUUCUGCUCCAUGCCUGUUGAUCAGUGGUACAGCUUCUCACUGCUGAUUGCCCGCCAUGUUAACAUGGAGAAACUCAUCUACAGAAUGGUGUUGUCUGACGAAAUGCAAGGUCUGGUGGGAGUUAUGCUUCAGAUGGCUGAAAUUGUGAUGAGCAUGAUGGACAAGAUUCUUCCCGCUGUUGGUCAGCUGGAAAGUUACCUACGCUCUAUCGAAGACCUCAACUUGAAGGAAAAUGAAGAAUUUCAUGAAAUGACGAGAGGAUUAAGGUCCAGCCGCUCUACCAAAGCUACAUUCGUCACCCUGUCUCGAGCAUUGUGCAGCAACGGCAUCCUGGCUCUGUUUGGACUGUCUCAACUCCAGCUCACAUCAGACUUAUCCAACCCAUCCUCUCAAGAAGACCAGAAGAGAGAGGAGAUGAUUGAGAGAUUCAAACUUCCAAGAAAUGCCUCUCCGUUCUGUAUGAGCAUGUACCUGGACAUGGUGAAUACCACCGGAGGAGCCAUCGCCUGGGCCUUCCUCAAACCGAUGCUGAUGGGACAAAUUCUGUUCACUCCUGACACCCCUGUCACCAGGGACAUCAUGGAAAAGUCCAACGCCACCUUGCAGGAGCUCGCAGACCUGAGAAAGUACUCCGGAGAAUGGAUCGAAUCCUCCAAAUUCAUCAUAAAGUCUGCACAAAUACUCAGCCACACUUUGCCGAUGCUGCAGAAUUCCCUGGGCAAUUCCUUUGUGAAGAAUUUCAUUGAGAUGCAGACAGACAUCAAUGUCGGCAAAAUGAAGGAGACGCUCAGCAACUUCUCGAACAUGACACUCAUGCUGGAAAAGAACAAACACAUGCUUAAACAGAUCACCACCUUGUCCACCCUGAUGGUCAACCUCUCCUCCUGUGUCAAAUUUGACCGUUACCGUGGCUACAACUCAGUCGAGGAGCUCAAUGCUGAUGGACAGGAACUUGCCAAAAACCGUGAUCUCUAUGCAAGUGUCAUCUUCAAGCUUCCCAAAGACAGCAACUCAUCCAGAAAGCGCAGAGAGGCCUCAUUCACAUCCUCCCUGCCUCCCAAAGUCAGCUACACCAUCCGCAUGCAUAUGGACAACGUCAUGCGUACUGACAGAGUUCGGAACCCCUAUUUCACAAAGCAAACGCACAUCUCAGCGAGACAAACCCUGCGCUACAACCGUGGCUUCGUCUAUCUGCAAGAGAACAUCGAUCGAGCCAUCAUUGCGACCCAAACCGGACAGACGGUGGCAGAACCAGCGGUCCAGCUGCAGCCCUUCCCCUAUCCCUGCCACCUCCGGGAUGAGUACCUCGAGGCCAUCUCUUUUGUCUUCCCGCUGAUGCUGAUGAUAGCCUGGUUGCUGUUUGUGGCCGAUUUCGUUAAGAAACUGGUGCACGAGAGAGAGUUGAGGCUACAUGAGUACAUGAAAAUGAUGGGAGUCAACCCGCUCAGCCACUUCUUCGCCUGGUUCCUAGAAUGUGCCACCUACCUGGUAUUGACCAUCUUCAUCCUCACGCUGGUCCUGAAGUAUGGCAGCAUCCUGCCCCACAGCGACGGUUUUCUCCUGUUUUUGUACCUCUGCGACUACGGCUUGAGCAUCCUGGCCUUCAGUUACCUCGUCAGCUCCUUCUUCGACAAGACCUUUAUCGCCGGCCUGAGCGGCAGCCUUCUGUACAUCCUCUGCUUCUUCCCCUUCAUCGUGGUCAUGGCGGUGGAGACGACGCUCACCUUGACACAGAAGAGCAUCCUGAGUUUGUUUUCCCCGACCUGUUUCAGUUAUGCCAGUCAGUACAUCUCUCGCUAUGAAUCUCAAGGAGAAGGCAUUCACUGGAGCAACUCCUACAGCUCGCCUAUUGCUGGAGACACGGCCUCGUUCGGUUGGCUGUGCUGGCUGAUGCUCAUCGACUCCCUCCUCUAUUUCUUCAUUGGGGCUUACAUCCGCAUGGUCUUCCCAGGAAAGUAUGGCAUCCCUUCCCCGUGGUACUUCCCUUUCAAAGCUUCCUUCUGGGCCGAACUGUGCGGUUGUGUUAAGUCAAACAAUAAGGCACGCAGAGGACUCCUCUUCACCAACAUCAUGCAGGAAAAGCAGCCUGUUUUCUCUGACGACAAGGGAAAAGGCCAGAGUACACUGUACUCCCAGGCUGCCGAGGAUCACUCAGAUCUCCCAGUGGGUGUUGCCCUCCACGGUCUCAGCAAGAUGUAUGGCGACCGAGUAGCCAUUCAAGACCUUAAUGUUUCCUUCUAUGAGGGCCACGUCACCACCCUGCUUGGUCACAAUGGAGCGGGCAAGACCACCACAAUGUCACUCUUGACCGGCCUUUUUGCCCCAACUUCGGGCACCAUCGAGGUCUACGGCAGAGACAUGCAGAACAACAUCGAUGAAGUCCGCAGAGAGCUAGGAGUGUGCAUGCAAUACGACGUCCUAUUUGACCACAUGACCACCAAGGAGCACCUGCUGCUGUACGGCCAGAUCAAGGCCCCACACUGGUCUAAAGGGGAACUGCAUGAACAAGUCCGCACGAUCCUAGAGGAGACAGGCAUGUACGCUCACAGACAUAAGCGGGUGGGCACCCUGUCAGGCGGCAUGAAGCGCAAGCUGUCAAUCUCCAUCGCCUUCAUAGGGGGCUCCCGCUUGGUGGUUCUGGAUGAACCCACCACAGGAGUCGAUCCCUGCUCCAGGCGCAGCAUCUGGGACAUUGUUAUCCAGCACAAAAAACAACGCACCAUCAUCAUGUCUACGCACCACCUGGACGAGGCUGAAGUUCUGAGCGACCGCAUCACCUUCCUCGAGCGAGGAGGAUUAAAAUGCGUCGGAUCCCCCUUCCACCUGAAAGACAAGCUGGGUCAAGGCUACAAACUCACACUCACAAAGAAGAUGCAGAACCUAGAAUCGGAGCAGAUCGACAAUGUAGAACUGAAAUCCUUCAUCCAAGCUCAUGUACCUGAAGCCCGACUUAAGGAGGCCCAAGGAGGUGACCUGGUGUACUCACUGCCUGCCUUCAACUCAUCCAACGCCUCCUCAUACCGCUCCCUCCUGACUGCUCUGGACUCCAACCUGGACGCCCUGCAGCUCGGAGGAUAUGGAAUCUCUGACACCACCCUAGAAGAGGUCUUCCUCCAAUUGGGUCAUGAAAACACAGAGCUUGGGGAUGAGGACUGCCUCCCAACGAUCUCAGAGACAGUUUCUGACACUGUGUCCAUGGACAGCUUCACGUCAGACCUGGGUGGAAGCACCUCCAGCUUCAGCGACAACAUCAAGCUGACAGGUUCCACAAUGGCGCGCGGCAUGACGCUGGCCUGCCAGCAGAUGGCAGCCAUGCUGACAAAGAGGUUCCAUCACAGCCGCAGAGACUGGAAAGGCCUGAUCUGCCAGAUCCUGCUCCCUGUUCUGUUUAUGGUGGCUGCUAUGGGCCUGGGCUCCAUCAAGAGCGACCUGCAGCACUAUCCCGAGCUGGAGCUAAGCCCUGCGCUAUACAAAUUCGGACCAAGCUACUCCUUCUUCAGUAACUCCGAUCCCAACUCUGAGCAGCUGAUAAGCACCAUGAUGUCAUUCCCUGGAAUCGAUAACGCCUGCCUCAACAAGCCAAAUAACCCGGUCUGCUCGAGAAGUACAGAUCCCUGGAGAUCCAGUGGGAACAGCUCCAAAGCAUUUAGUGGCUGUAAAUGCACCCGCCAGGAACAGACAUGUGACAGUGAAAGCUACCAGCCCCCCCACAAAAGGACCCCUUCAUCUCAGAUUGUGUAUAACCUGAGUGGCAUCAAUGUGGAAGAAUACCUGGUGACAACAGCAAAUGACUUCAUCAGAAACAGAUAUGGUGGAUUUGCUUUGGGUAUGCCGCUCCCCGCUGACUUACAAAUGGACGUUAAAUCUGUGCCCAAAAAUCGCACUCUGUCUAAGGUCUGGUUCAACCCUGAGGGCCACCACACAAUGCCAGCAUACUUAAACAGCAUCAACAACUUCAUCCUACGCUCCAAUCUCCCAGCAGAUAAGGAUCCACGCAAAUAUGCCAUUUCAGUUUCCAGUCACCCCUAUUUUGGUCGGGCGGAUGACGAAGACGCAAUUGUCCAAGGAAUGCUUCAGAUCCUAGUGGCCAUGUGUGUUUUGACGGGUUAUUCCAUCACGACAGCUAGCUUUGCCAUCUAUGUUGUCAACGAGCACCACAGCGGCUCCAAGAGGCUGCAGCACAUCGCUGGCAUCAGUGAGCCCUUCUACUGGGCUGUCAACUUCUUCUUCGACAUGGUUGUCUAUCUGAUCCCUGUGACCUUGACUGUUGCUGUGAUAGCAGCCUUCCAGAUUCCAGCCUUCACAGAUCGGCAAAAUUUGGCUGCCAUCACUGUGCUUCUGGUUCUCUUUGGGUUUGCCACCUUCCCCUGGAUGUAUCUGCUAUCUGGUGUCUUCAAGGACGCAGAGAUGGCCUUCAUCACAUUUGUCUGCAUCAACCUGUUCAUCAGUGUCAACACCGUCUUGUCCACCUCCAUCCUCUUCUUUCUGAGUCAAAUUUCAACCAUCAAAGCGGAGGUCGUUUUAGCCAUCUUCAACAGGCUGUGCAACGCCUUCCUCAUCUUCCCCCAGUUCAACUUUGGUCACGGGAUGAUGCAGCUGGCCAGGAAGAACAUAGAGGUCCAGAUCCUCAGCGGCUACGGGAUCGACGCCUAUCAGAACCCGUUCUCCAUGGACGCAAUGGCCUGGUUGUUCAUCUCCUCUUUCAUACAAGGCGUGGUCCUCUUCAGCCUGCGCCUCCUGCUCAACAGGUUCAUCAUACGCAAAGUCAGACAUCUCAUCUGCGGCAGAAAGACGGUGUCCCAUGUGGCACCUGAGGACGAGGAUCAGGAUGUGACAACUGAGCACCUACGGGUGGCGAGUGGAGCGGCCAGCUCAGACAUACUCCAGGUCAACCAUCUCACUAAGAUCUAUCAGAACUUCAGCAAGAAGGUCCAAGCUGUCAAGGGUGUGUCUGUGGGCAUACCUGCAGGAGAGUGCUUUGGUUUGCUGGGAGAGAACGGAGCAGGAAAAACAACCACCUUCAAGAUGCUGACUGGAGACGUUAGCCCAACUGAUGGCACAGCUCAGAUUAGGGAUCGUGAUGGGCGAUUGGUAGAUAUCAUGGAGUGCCGCCACCAGGGAAUUAACAUCGGCUACUGUCCCCAGGUAGAUGCCCUGGACAAUCUGCUCACCGGAGAGGAGCAUUUGUACUUCUAUGCUCGCAUCCGAGGCAUCUCAAAGAGGGAGAUAGACGGGGUGGUGAGAUACCUGCUGAAGAGGCUGGAGCUCAACUACCACAGAAACAUCACCACUGAAGGUUACAGCUGCGGCACCCGCAGGAAGCUCUCCACAGCGUUGGCUCUCAUUGGGCAUCCUCAAAUCCUGCUCCUGGACGAGCCAAGCUCUGGCAUGGACCCUCGUACCAAGCGUCAUCUGUGGAAGAUCAUCUCUGAAGAAGUGAAAGGAAAAUGUGCUGUUGUCCUAACCUCUCACAGCAUGGAGGAGUGUGAGGCGCUGUGCGGCCGUCUUGCCAUCAUGGUGAAAGGUCAGUUCCGUUGCCUGGGCUCCCUGCAGCACAUUAAGAACAGGUUCGGCAGCGGGUUCACUGUGAAGAUGUACUUGGCCGAGGCCUCCUGCAACGCAGAGGCAAUCACUGGCUUCAUGCAGCGCAGAUUCCCCAGCACUUAUCUCAAGGACCAGCACUCCAAUAUGGCAGAGUAUCACGUCCCUGUUGCUGUAGGAGGGGUGGCUGACAUCUUCGACCAGCUGGAGUCCAACAAGAAUGAUCUGCAGAUCAAACACUUCUCUGUGAGCCAGACCACACUGGAUGAGGUCUUCAUCAACUUUGCAAUGGAAAAGUCGGACAUGGAAAACAUACCGAUUGAUGACGAAGGUGACUCUGACAGAGACAGCCUGGGCUCCAUCAAGGCAGUGGAAUCCUAGAGCUGACUGCCAUCUUUUCUUUGUCAUUUUAUGUAUGUCCAAUUGAAUGAAACGCAAUAUAUGUUUAUAAUAAAUCUACCCCCAGUCUCCCCUUGAUAUGUGAAAAACAAGUGUUUAAAUCAUUCAUGUUUAGAAUAUACUAACUGUCUCUGUAAAAUGUCAACUGAUCAUAUGAAGGAUUACUUUGCAGAGGUACAACAUGCACAUUUGCAUGAAUGGACAGAUGAGCAAAGAUGAUGAAUUAAAGCUUUGUGUUUAUAUUAAGGGUACUAUAGCUAAUCAAAAACUUUUUAUUUCACAUAUUUUUUUAUUCAACUUUAAUUUAACAAAAUCCGUAAGCACUCACAUGCUGAACACAAAGCAUGUCUAAAGAAGAUUUUUUUUUUUGUCUUAGGUACAUGUAAUUGUCCCUUAUAGAUGAAAUUAUGAUGAAAAGAAUGUACUAAAUAUUUACUGGACUUUUUCUUGCUUUUGGACCCCUCAUAAUGCCUUUUUUUAUUAUUCUAAUAAAGCUAUU